Messenger RNA from Psylliodes chrysocephalus, 1082 nucleotides. Lineage: Eukaryota; Metazoa; Arthropoda; Insecta; Coleoptera; Chrysomelidae. The record is from the annotation of a GenBank genome assembly.
GUGUAUUUAAACUGUUUAUUAAAGUUAUUUAGAUUUCAUGAAAGAGGAUUAUUUUGUCAUGUAUUGUUUUAUUUUGUUACAAAAAAUGUCGCUUUAUAUGUCAAAAGUGUAUUUAUUUAAGUAAAAUGUAGUUUUUGAAAAAUUUCAAUACUACCAUCUGUUUCUGCCAAUAGCACAAAACAUGGGAGCGUUGCCUUCAAUGACAUGCCCAUCAUCUAGAUGUAGUCUACACAAAAAUGUUUCAUUUCAGACCAGCCAUGCAAGACAGAGAGCCCAAGAGCAAUUGAAAGGGGAUCAUCAGGACAUUGAAUUUGAUCAAUAUACCAAUGUUUAGCCUUAUUCUAAUAUUUCACAGACCAUGUGGAGCUACAGAUAAUUGUGUAGGAGAAAAAGGUUUAUGCAGUUUUCCCUCUGCUCAUGUGAAAUUAACCAGAAAACAGCAGCUUUUAAUGAUGGGACAAUCCUAUAAAAUACAUUUAGACCUAGAUAUGCCUGAAUCUCCCACAAAUCGGCAAUUGGGUAUGUUUAUGGUUUGUGUAGAAUUUAUGGGAAAAGAUGGUACUCUCUUGAACAGUUCUUGUAGAUCAGCAAUGUUACAUUAUAAAGGAAUAUUACUGGAUACUUUGUACAAGCUAUUUUUUAGUCCAUUUUUUGUUUUUGGAUCUGCUGAAGAAAAGCAGAAUGUUAAAGUGGAACUUUUUGCUGAUUAUGAAGAACAAUAUAAUGAACCAGUUACAGAUAUUUUUGUGGAAGUUCAGACAAGACAUAUCGAAAUAUAUUCUGCUAAAUUUACAGUAAAUGCACAAUUUACUGGCCUUAGAUAUGUCAUGUUUCACUGGCCUGUCCUCUCUGCGGCAAUGGGUAUUACGGCCAAUUUAUUUUUUAUUGCACUCGUAUGUUUGAUAAGCUGGUAUCAAAUCAUUCAUUCAGAAGAAUAUUUAGAAUAUAUUGAAGCUUCCAAAACACACACUGAAAAUGAUUCUGAUUCAUCAAUUUCCGAGGAGUAUGAUGAUACCUCCUUGGAAAAUAGACCCUGGGGAGGUUUUAAAGAUGAAGACAUGGUAGAAACACUCAAUACGUAG